Cryptomeria japonica (Japanese cedar) is the source of this 797-nucleotide messenger RNA. RefSeq names its product NAD(P)H-quinone oxidoreductase subunit M, chloroplastic. Bases 52 to 675 code for a protein of 207 amino acids. The transcript is spliced from 2 exons. The record is from RefSeq and is a predicted model, not a curated record. Lineage: Eukaryota; Viridiplantae; Streptophyta; Pinopsida; Cupressales; Cupressaceae. Gene Ontology annotation, molecular function: oxidoreductase activity, acting on NAD(P)H, quinone or similar compound as acceptor.
GAAAUGCCGUCACAGCAAAAUGUUGGAUAGUGAAUCCUUGCCUCAGGAGCCAUGGCUGCCACCCAUUUCACCUCUGCAUCAUCACUUACAGCUUCGACCCAAAUUCUCAAGAACCCUUCUCUUCCUGCAUGUGGGUUGUCUUCCUCCUCAUUCCUGUCAACCUUUCAUUCAUCUAAAGGAGCUUCCAUUCGCUUGGGAUUGAACACAAGAAAGAAAAUACGCCUAAGUGUAAGAGCAGAAGAAGAUACACUCCAAGAACCGACACUGAACAAGGGGAUGUCGAGGCAAAUGGGUGGCCAAUGGCUGAGCUCUGUUACACGUCAUGUGAGGAUCUAUGCAGCCUACAUUGACCCUGUCACUGAAGCCUUUGAUCAGACUCAGACAGACAAACUGACCUUGAUUUUGGAUCCCACCAAUGAGUUCGUAUGGCCUGAGGAUAAAUGCCAGAAGGUUUAUGAUUACUUCUCAGAGCUGGUCGAUCACUAUGAGGGAGCACCACUGACAGAAUAUACACUUCGUCUGAUAGGUUCAGAUGUGGAGCACUAUAUAAGGAAACUGCUUUUAGAUGGAGAGAUCAAAUAUAAUUUAAAUGCUCGGGUUCUAAACUUUAGCAUGGGGAAGCCUCGUAUUAACAUGGAUGAAAUGGACGUUUCCAUGACAGAAGAUGCAAAUUAGCAUUGUGGACUGAAGUACUCCUGUUAUUUUGUUGUAUGAUGUGUAUAAUGUACGGUGCUAUAUGAAAUUGUGAUUACCUAAUCUCGAAAGCAACACAAAAGUUUCUUCAGAAUAGGAGCUUA